Molecule: messenger RNA, 5088 nt
Organism: Balaenoptera acutorostrata (minke whale)
Lineage: Eukaryota; Metazoa; Chordata; Mammalia; Artiodactyla; Balaenopteridae
Gene: RPP21
Product: ribonuclease P/MRP subunit p21
Exons: 5
Coding region: 54-488 (144 amino acids)
Biological process (GO): tRNA processing
Cellular component (GO): nucleolar ribonuclease P complex
Source: RefSeq, a predicted model, not a curated record
ACCCCGGGGUGGGGCCUGUGGACUGCGGCGUGUGGGGAGCUAACGCGGCUCGGAUGGCCGGGCAGGUGAAGGACCGCGAGGCCUUCCAGAGGCUCAGCUUCCUGUACCAGGCUGCUCACUGCGUCCUCGCGCAGGACCCCGAGAACCAGGCACUGGCGAGGUUUUACUGCCACACGGAGAGGACCAUAGCGAAGCGGCUCGUAUUGCGGCGGGACCCUUCGGUGAAGAGGACCCUCUGUCGUGGCUGCUCUUCCCUCCUCAUCCCGGGCCUGACCUGCACCCAGCGCCAGAGACGCUGCAAGGCUCAGCGCUGGACUGUACAGACCUGCCUGACAUGCCAGCGCAGCCAACGGUUCCUCAACGAUCCCAGGCAUCUGCUCUGGGGAGACCGACCUGAGGCCCAGCUGGGGAGCCAGGCAGGUGAGAGAUCCCAAACCACCACAACCCCUGCCAAACACAGCCCACCGCAUUCCAGCCCACCUUCCUGAGGAGAAAGUGCAGCCUCAGAGUUCCAAUCGCCAGUGAUGGAUUCACCCUGUCUUCCAAAUAAAUGUUAAUUCUCUUUAACUUUGCAUGAUUCUGUUCUGUAUUUCAGCUCUUAACUCCAUUUUCCUCUGGUUCUGUCUGUAUUUCUCUGUCAGCAGCUAACAUCUUCUUUGUCCUUUUAGUCCUUUGUCGUUAUCAUCCUCAUACUCCCACCAUUCAGGGAGAUCCCAAUUACCACUUGGCCCCAUGAAGCAGCUCCCAUUUCCAGGACCCUGCCUCCAGUGCCCCUCCACCCCUGCUUCCUCAGUGCAGUGCCACGAUUGGAACUCAGGCUCCGGGCUUGUCUGCGAGGCCCUGAUCCUUCUUAAGGCAGUCCAUUUUUAGGUAGCCCUGACUGUUGACUAAAGGGCUGGACAGACAGACUGCUGAUGCCACUGAUGCUGUUUUUAAAGGAGGGAAAAAAAGUUUGGGUGGGGUUGGUGGAGGGAAGGUUUAGAUUCUCCAGGCCCACUUCCUUUUGGGUCUUUUCCCAAUCUCUGUGUUUUCUUCUAUAAAAUUCUAAUAAGAGAAGUUGUACAACCUGAACUAAUAAAGUCAAAGGUACUAACAAACGGACACUGGCAGAUAUUACACAAGUAAGUUCUGUAGGUAAACCUUCAAGGUUUUCUUGAGAAUCAGUAAACAACAAAAAUUGUUUUAUUUGAUAUCCCUGGACAAUUUACUCGAAGUCAGAAUUUCAGACUGACCUCUUUGCUAGGUGCCAGCUAAUCAGUUUACCCCAAAAGUAGACAAACAAAAUUCCCUAUUCCCAGAAUGCAGUUUCCUCUCUUCUCUUUCUCUUGUAAAUCCUGGUUGCACUUAUUCAUUGCUGCAUAAAAAUCACUGCAUAAUGUUGUAGCUUAAAACAACAAUGAUGUGUUAUUUCCCCUGAUUCUGUGGGCUAGACUGAUUGAGGGCCUGUCUGGGUGGUUCUUCUGUUCCGUAUAGCAUCAGCUGGAAUCACUCAGCUGCAUUUAGUUGGAGGCUGGUACCUGGUCUGGAAGACUCAAAAAGCUUCAUUUGCAUGUUUGCACCUCAUUGCUUCUCCAUGUGGCCUUGCUCUGUAACUGGCCUUGACGUCCUCACAGCAUGGCUGUCUCUGGGUGGUUGGACUUCCUUACAAAGCUUCUGGCUUCCACAGAAAGUAUUCCAAGAAGACAAGCUCCACGGUGCAAGUGCUUAUCAAGCCUCUGUCCUCGUCACGCUUGCUAAUGUCACCUUGACCACAGUAAGUCAUGUGGCCAAGCCCACGUUCAGUGUGGAAGGGGCUACACUGGGGCGUGGAUACUGGGAGGUUCAUUGGUUCCUUGAGGACCACCAGUGUAGCAGUCUACCACAUCCUUGUUUUGCCUUUGUCCCUGACUCAUUCUCUUCACUGAUUCCUUCACAUGCCAGUACGCUGUUUGCAUGGAAAAUACUUAUCAGUGUGCAAGUAACUAAAUGUUUCUGAGUUAUUCUUUGACGUUUAUUUCUGGAGAUAGUAUUCAAUGGGUCAACUGUAGCAGCCAACACAAACAUGUAGCCUGAAGAUGCACCCCAUGCAGGCCUGGACCCUUUGUGUCCUCAGCUCACCUUCCUUGGUUCCCUCCUUGAGUGUCAUUUCUGAGCUGGUUGGUUCUUACGCACUAAAUCUGAUUCUUGGCCAAGUUGUUUUGACUGUGAUUAUGAUUGCACAUGACUGAACAUGUCCACAGUGGGAUAGCACUGGGGUUCCUCUAACUAGAGAUCAUAGCCCUCUUCCUCCUCCCAAAACUCUGUCCUUUUUCAUGUUUACUUAUUAUGAUACAAUAGUUGUCAGUAUGUGCAAAAAUGGAUUUCCUAUAACAAAGAGGAAAUCAAAGCCCUAAAAUUCAAUAGUCAGUUUUCUUUAAUGUUUCUAAACAAUUCAGUAAUUCAAAAUCUGUGCUCUUUUAGGACCUGUUAGAUAAAAUUAAAUAGAGGAGAGAGAAGAAACUUAUGUCAUCCCAACUGAAUCAAAAAAACAAGGUCUGGGAAUCCCCUGGUAGUCCAGUGGUUAGGACUCUGCACUUCCACUGCAGAGGGCUCGGGUUCCAUCUCUGGUUGGGGAACUAAGAUCUGGCAGGCCGUAUGGUGUCGCCAAAAAAAAAGAAAAAAAAAAGAUUUGGGGAAGGUAAGGGAUCUAGUCAUUGUUGGUUCAAAACCUCAGGAGCUUCCUAGGUAAAAUCUGAAACCAGCCCCUGUACAUGGAAAGCAAGGAGAGAUCAAAGAAAGAGGCGGACCACUCCAGAUUGGUAGGUGGCAGGUUUAAAAUAAGCAAGGAAACUUACAUACGAGGCUUUGUCUUGGGCAGCAGCAAGACGAGUAGACCUCCACACUCACCCACCAGAAUCUUAAAAAGUUUAUAUAGAGGCCUUAAUAGGGUUCAGUCAUGCCUUCAGUCCAGAUGGUCUCAACAACACCUUGCUCUCUCAAAGUUGUGCCCUUGGAACAGCUCCCACUGUGGGAACAGUGGGCAGAACUCACACUCCAAGGACAGGGGAGUGGGUGAGGAGCCCCUGAUUGCCCGGGUCCAGUUCGAGGGUCAACCAGCAGUCAUGUCCUCAUGAUUACCUCCUUCAACAGUCAUGCUGAUAUCUGGGAGAAACUUCCAGGCAGAGGGAACAGCUCGGGCAAGUGUCCUGAAGAGGGAGCCUGCGCAAGAGCCUGCGUAUUCAUAGUUCGCAAGAGGCCAGUGUGAGUGAACAGUGAGCCAGGUGGAGAGUAGUAAAUGUGGCCAGGAGAUAAUGGGAGACCAAGGAUCUCUAGGCCAUCAUAAGGAAAUUGACUGGUUCAUUGGGAGGCCAUUGGAGGUUUUUAGCAAGAAAUGACAUGAUCUGUCUUAACAUUUUAAAAGGAUCACUCUGAUCUAACAGUAGACUAGGAGAGCAAGAUUGGAAGAAAGGAAAACAGGGAGCUGUUGUGGUCACCCAUGUGAGAGAUGAUAGUGGCUUGGACAAGGGUCUUCACAGAGGGAGAGCAGUGUUCAGAUUUUAGAUCUAGUUUGAAGGUAGAACCCAUAGAUUUCCUGAUGGACUAGCAGAGGGAUGUAAGAAAAAGGACAAACAAUUCCACAAAACUAAAGUUUAAACGGUCUCGUGAUAUGUGCUAUAAUAUAUUCAGAACAAGAUAUUGGUCUGUACUUUGAAAAUAUCCUCUGUAAAGGAUAUUUUAUGAAUUCCUAUUUGAUCCAAAUGUACAGAGUCCAAUACAUCUCCAGCCCUGAUGUGUGUAUUAGUUUCCUAGGGCUGCCAUAACGAAGUGCCACAAAGUGGGUGGGUUACAACAACAGAAGUUUAUUCUCUCGCAGUGCUGGAGGCUAGAAGUCAAGCCAUCCACAGGACAACGCUUUCUCCAAAGGCUCUGUAGAAGGAGUCUUCCUUGCUUGUUCCUAACUUCUGAUGUUUAUCAGCAAUCCUUGGUGAUCCUUGGCUUGUAGAUAUGUCACUCCAGUCUCUGCCUCCAACAUUGUAUGGCAUUCUCCCUGUUUGUCUCCAGACAAACAAGGACAUCAGUCAUUGGAGUAGGGCCCACCCUAAUCCAAUAUGAUGUCCUCUUAACUUGAUUAUAUCUGCAAAGACCCUAUUUCCAAAUAAGGUCACAUUCACAUGUUCUAGGUGGACAAAAAUUUGGUGGGGGACAUUAUUCAUCUCAGUGCAGGGUGGAAGUUGGGUUUGGAAUUCAAUCUAAUCAUUCCCAGGGCUUCUGGAAAGUACACUGUAUGUAGAAUGGAGAGACAUGCCAUCACUUCUGUAACUCUCUAUGAACUUUUCUCUCUGUAAUGUUAAUGCUAUAAGGUUCUUAGCAUAUAUCCUCUCAUUAUAAAGAUAAAAUACCUGAUGCUGUCCAUUGAGCCUUUUGAGGAUCUGUUGUAUAAAUCAGGGGGAAUAUUUUCUGAUUUCAAAGAAGAAUGAGACAGAACAAUAAUUCACUGUGUUAAUGAACUAAAAGAGAAAAAAAAUCAUAUAAUUUCAGUAAAUGUAGAAAAAGCAUUUGACAGAAUCUAACAUUUAUUCCUAAUAAGAUCUCUCAGCAAAUGAGGAAUAGAUGAAAAGUUCCUCAACCUUAAAAGGACAUCUAUGAAAAAGCUACAACUAGCAUCACAUUUAAUGGUGAAAAAAUGAAUGCUUUCCCCCUAAAGUCAGGAAAAAGACAAGGUUGGCUACUGUCACCUCUUCUACUCAUCAUUGAACUAGUGGCUCUAGCCAGUGCAACAAGGCAAGAAAAAGAAACAAAAGGCAUCCAGAUUAGAAAGGAAGGAGUAAAAUUGUUUUAGUUUGCAGAAGACAUGAUCAUCUAUGCAGGAAGUCUUAAGACAUCACUUGAAAAGCUCGUACAGGGACUUCCCUGGUGAUCCAGUGGUUAAGACUCUGCACUUCCACUGCAGGGGGCGUGGGUUUGAUUCCUGGUCCACGUGGGUUUGAUCCCUGAAUGCUGUGCAAUGCAGCCAAAAAAUAAAUAAAUAAAAAUAAAAAAUAAAAAGCUCCUACACCUAAUAAGUGAGUUUAGCAAGAGUGCAGGAUAUAAAAAAAAAAAAAAAUGUAUUUCUACGUACUAGAAAUUGUA